Molecule: messenger RNA, 1323 nt
Organism: Aedes albopictus (Asian tiger mosquito)
Lineage: Eukaryota; Metazoa; Arthropoda; Insecta; Diptera; Culicidae
Exons: 1
Coding region: 198-1247 (349 amino acids)
Molecular function (GO): nucleic acid binding
Source: RefSeq, a predicted model, not a curated record
UGCACAGUUCACACUCAAUUGGACUACACAGUUUGAAACUGCAACCUGCAUAAGUGUGAUUUACAAGUGUGAUCUGUCAAAUUUGAUAGAUCCGUUGACAGCUCGAAAUAUCAACACAUUGUUUUGAUUAACAAUCGGCUCGCGUUGUUGGAAUAAUUAUUUAGUUAAUAUUUAUAGUUUUUUAUUCGACAAUAGAAAUGGCCAACGGCAACAUAAUCCUUCGGAAUGUGCAGCAUAAACGAGCUUCCACUAAUACCCGAUUCCAUUGCCUAUAUGGCUAUUAUUUUCUCGGCCUUACAAGAGCACAGUUGGCGAUAAUUUACCGAAAAAGCAAAACCACUGUGACCAACUGGAUUUCCGCAUACGAAGAAAAUGGACUUGUGACUUCCAAGCAGCGGCAGCAGAUACACCGUAAAUUCUCCGCUGAACAGCGGCAAUGGAUACUCGCACUCUACCAGAAGAACCCAGUGCUAUAUCUUGAUGAAUGUCGUGACCUCUUCCAACAUCAGUUUAAUAGAAGAAUAAGCGGAGCAACGGUUUGUAGAAUCCUUCAUGCCGAAGGACUGACCUGGAAGGCAUUGGAACGCAGGGCGAUCCAGAUAAAGGAAGAAGAGAUUCUGCGAUUCUGUUCCGAAAUGAAUUCUUUCGAAUGGGAUAUCUACAUGCUUGUGUUCCUGGAUGAAGUAUCGCUGGAUAACAAAGGAGUUCUAAGGAAUAGAGGAUACGGAGCAAAAGGAAAAAGGUUAAUUUUUCGAGGGGAGUUCGUGCGGCGUCCAAGGGCAUCAUUUUUAUGUUUCUUGGGGCUUCAUGGUAUUCUUGAUAGUUUCGAAACAGAGGGAACGUUUACGCGAAAGAUAUUUUUUGAUUGCUGUCGAGAAUUUGCCCUCCGUAAUGACAAGGUCAACCGUUACCCUGGAUACAAUUCAGUUUGGAUUAUGGAUGGCGCUCGGAUCCACUGUGAUCCAAAUAUAAUAUUGUAUCUACGUUCAAUUGGAAUUAUUCCAGUAUUUUUACCUCCAUAUUGUCCGUUUUUUAAUCCGGUGGAGAUAAUUUUCGGAAUUGCCAAAUCUCGCAUCAAAAAAAUGUAUCCUGAAAAUUCUAAUGCCAAUAUGUCUCAUUUGGCAUUAGAAACAUUUAUGGGCUUGGAACACCAUGACUGUACGCGUCUAUACAAAAAAUGUGGCUAUUUUUCUGGCGGCUUUUUUGAUCCCUCAGGCGGAAUGACAAAUAAAGAAUGUGCUGAAUGAUAUGAUAAAGAUGAUCUCUAAAGAUCAUCUAAAUCCCCAAGCAAUGUAAUUUCAGUGUGUUUUCUCUAUUGGCUAU